AUGUUUUCGAGUAGUCGUGUGGGGCGGACGCUUAGAUUAGUAUCCCUCACGUUGGUGGAGUCCCCGGCCGCGGGUACGGCAUCGCUCAACCUGAAUCUCUCUCGUUCCAACCAAGCGCUCGCCUACGGCUUCAAACUCAAAGCCGAUGCCGCUUCUGACGGUGCUACGACUGCUCCAUUGCGUUACCGUUUAGUUGAAAUACCGCCGUUUUUGGGUGACGCGUCGCGUACGGUAGCCGCGCUUUUUCCACGUUCGCGUAUUCCUGAAGGGGGUGCGGUGUAUCUCAGCGCGGUGAAUGGCUUCUCAGCGAUAGACGCCAAGGGCAUGAUGCGCGCGCUCGUGGAGGGAAAGGACCAUGCAGUGCAGCUCACCGUUGAGGGGAUGUCAACGCUGCGCAAAGCGCGCGGCAGAAAAUCAGUAGAGGAGACCGCCGGUGAUGUGGAAACGGUGGUGCCAGCAGCAGAAUUGGAACGGAAAGCGGAAGGGAAGCCCGCUAAAAGGGGCCGGAAGAAAAUAAUGAAGGCAAAAACUAAGUUGAAGGAGCGAAAGUCACGCAAAACGGCACCGGCUGAAGUCGCCGAAGAUGCAGCCGAGGCGAACAAGACGACCUCUGAUGGGAUUGACGACAGCAUCGCCAAAAUAACCGCAGAGAUGCUGGGUAACCGCAGUUCUAACACUGACGCAAGUGCGGAUGAGGGUGGUGAACGUUCCAUCCCCAAAGCGCCCAAAGAACGAAAGGUAAGGCCCUCAAAACGUGAGAGCACGGGGAGGAAAGGGAAGGACGAAGAAAACGCGCCUGACGAGAUGUCGCCCACGGCCGCGGUCGAUUCCCAUAAGGCCUCACCCAAAGCGGAGGCCAUCGACGGCUGGGCCGGCAACCCCCUCCUAGACAGCACCGCAGCCAUCAUUCAGCUCACUCAGAGGCUCUCCACGCUUGUCCCGCCCGAUGAGGUUGAAGGCGUGGAGGACAAUUCUAAGGGCAAGGCGUCCCGUAAAUGGAAAGCGGUGGGUCAGCCGCCGGAGCAGGCCAAGGCUGAGCUUGACGAGCUGGACUCCAAGGCUGACGAGGGGAAGACACGUGACAAGAAAAAAUCACGUGACAAGCAGAAAGCGAGUGAUAUAGAGAAGACGAGGGACAAAGGGAAGGCGCGUGACCAAGAGAAGAAGAGUGUCAAGAAGCGCGUGGGCUCCUUGAAGAAGACAGAGUCCCGCCGCGCAACGGGCGAUGACGGCGAGAAGGGUUUAGAUGCUACUAUGAGUGCAGUGCCGGUCGGGGGGCGCGGCGCCAAGGCUCGUACUUACACCGCCGACGCGGAAGAACUUGACAGUAGUGGAUCGUUUACCCUGGAGUUAUAG
Phytomonas sp. EM1 is the source of this 1356-nucleotide messenger RNA. The record is from the annotation of a GenBank genome assembly. NCBI's taxonomy places the organism in Eukaryota, Euglenozoa, Kinetoplastea, Trypanosomatida, Trypanosomatidae.